Cyphellophora europaea CBS 101466 is the source of this 864-nucleotide messenger RNA. RefSeq lists its product as uncharacterized. The record is from RefSeq and is a predicted model, not a curated record. NCBI's taxonomy places the organism in Eukaryota, Fungi, Ascomycota, Eurotiomycetes, Chaetothyriales, Cyphellophoraceae. Bases 1 to 864 code for a protein of 287 amino acids. The transcript is spliced from 2 exons.
AUGCGCCAACCAAAGAUCGCCCCCACGCCCGCGGGAACCAGCCUCGCUGGCAAGACCGCUAUUAUCACGGGCGGUAACUCUGGUCUUGGCCUCGAAACAGCUCGCCAGUUCCUUACCCUGGGCAUCGACCGCCUCAUCAUCACUACCCGUUCUGCGUCGAAAGGCCAGCAAGCAGUCAAGACUCUGAGAGAUGAUCCAGCCGUUGCCAAGUCAAACCCCGAUGCUGUUAUCGAAGUUUUCGAGCUCGAACUUGAAGACUACAACUCAGUGGUAGCAUUCUGCCGCAAGGUCAAAACCGAAGUCCCGGCCCUUCACAUCCUCUUGAACAACGCCGGCCUCAUCUCAACAGAGUACCAGCUCAGCAAAGACGGACAUGAGUGUGUCAUACAAGUAAACUGCUACUCCCACUUCCUCAUCUCCCGCUACCUCCUGCCCCUCCUGCAGGCCACCGCCCGUGCCUCCGGUGCCCCGUCACACCUGACCUUCGUCGGGUCCGGAUUGCACACCAACACCAAGCUCUCCGUUCCCCCCGCCACGUCUGUAACUUCCCACUUUGACGACCGCAAGAACUGGAACGGCGUGGCCCGCUACAACGAGAGCAAGCUCGUCGUCGCCGCUUUUAUCCACGAGCUAGCAAAGCAUGUGCCAUCCGCCGACGUCGUGGUCAACCACGUAUGUCCUGGACUCGUGACGACCGCUCUAGGACGUACCUUUCCGCCGUGGUUGCAGGUUGUCAUGUGGCUGUAUCGCAAAGCUAUGGCGCGGGAGCCGGAGGAGGGGGCGCGCAUGAUUGUGUAUGCAGCUGUCCUGGCAGGUAAGGAGAGUCAUGGCGAGUUUAUGAGGGAUAAUCAGAUUAUUGGGUGA